AUGGCCGUCGCCCAGACCAUCCUCACCCAGGACCUCGCCGACGAGUACGAUAAUGAAGCUGUUGUGAAAUCGUUAGAACAAGUGGUUUGUGUAUUGUUAGUAGAUGGUGCCAAAGAUUGUACACUUCUGCUAGGCCUUGGCAUAGCUGGAGGGUCACCAUUUUGUAAGGCGUUUAAAGCAGUGAGAAAGAGAGCGAGACCUCAGGUAAGGCUAGAGAGAGAUUCAAAGUCUCGAGCUUUGGCUUCUUGUCCAUGCUCUCUCUUUCAGUCUCCUCCACAAGCUCUCGCUUUGAGCAAUUCAGCCUAG
Molecule: messenger RNA, 306 nt
Organism: Prunus armeniaca (apricot)
Lineage: Eukaryota; Viridiplantae; Streptophyta; Magnoliopsida; Rosales; Rosaceae
Source: the annotation of a GenBank genome assembly